AUGGUUGGGAGCGGAGCGCCUGAUUUCUUCUACAAAGAGGCUCAACGCCUAGGCUACGUUGCUCGCUCGGCGUUCAAAUUGGCUCAGAUACAGAGACAGCAUAACUUAAUCAAACCCGGUUCUUCCGUUCUCGACUUGGGCUGCGCUCCCGGUUCAUGGCUUCAGGUCGCUUGUCAGAGCUUGGGGCCAUUCCAUAACGGUGGCUUCGUUCUCGGCAUCGACCAUAAGAAAGUUAAAGUCCCUCAUCUUCACUGUGAUUCCAGGGUUCAAACUGUUUCUGCUGAUGUCAUGACCCUCCCUAAACACCAACUCAGAGACCUUUCUCCUAAGCAAAAAGGAUUUUCUGUAAUACUCUCAGACAUGUGUCCGUUGGUUUCUGGAAUCACGACGAAAGAUGCUGCUUUGUCAUUUGAGCUAGGGAUGCGAGCAUUAGAUUUGGCUGUUGGCAGGGUUGGUUCUGUUUGUAAUUCCGAUGCUGAUAAUCAAGACAAGGAGCCAUGUGAUGAUCCAUCGAGUUCAGAUGACAGGGGAGUGUUGCGAGUUGGAGGCCAUCUUGUUAUCAAGCUUUUGGAAAGUGAAGAUGCCAAAGAAAUCAGCCAGAUUUGUAAACCAUUGUUUGCCAAGUCGUCGUGGUUGAGACCUAAAGCCACUAGACCUUCGUCGAGAGAGAUCUAUUUGAUAUGUCAAGGUUUAAAGCCGGAAAUAAAGAUAUAG
Molecule: messenger RNA, 714 nt
Organism: Lathyrus sativus (Indian pea)
Lineage: Eukaryota; Viridiplantae; Streptophyta; Magnoliopsida; Fabales; Fabaceae
Source: the annotation of a GenBank genome assembly